AUGUCGACAUACUCCGACAACCUCAACAGUGUUCAAGAUGUUCCAACCGAAGAUAUUCUAGAAGCAUUUGGAAGCGAUCCGCAGCCAAAACGAAGGCAGAAAUUUGACUAUAAGAACGGAGAAUGCUUCAUUCAUGAAGAAGAAGUCCCAAAUUACCCAAGACAAAAAAGCCUUCCAUAUGAUUGCAACGCUGGACCAUUACUACAUGAAGCUGAAGCUGCAAGCUCGGCAGUCCUCUCAUUUGAUGCUUAUUCUGAAGAAGACGGCCUAGACGAAGAAAUUCAUAGAAUCAGGUGAAUAUAUUUCAAAACUCUGUUAAUGCAUUCUUCCAGAAUAUUCAAAAUACGCUAUCAUUUGAAUGAUGACACCAUAACUCUCCAUGAGCCAUUUGUGGAUAAUACUGGAUACACUCAUGGCCGAAUUUUCCGACGCCAACGAGUGCCCGCUCCCAAUCGCAUCGGAAAACCAUAUAUCCACUGGAGCGAUUUGAAUGUCGGACAAGAUGUCAACCUUUUCCAAACAAUUUACCGAAUUACGUCGUGCGACGCAUUCACAAGAAAUUAUCUGGAAGAGCAUGGAAUCAAGGUAAACGACAAUGAAGAACUUCCCGAAGAUCCUUGGCUUGUUAAAAGACGGGGAGCACCAAAAACGGCGCCAAAACUUCCAGAUCAUAGAGAAUUUAUUAAUCGUCCUUCUAUGCUAGUGUACCGCUGCUGUUGGCUCGACCAUAAGAAUGACUUUCACGGAUGUCGAAUGAAGCGAAUUUUCAAGCUUUUUGUUUAUUGCAAUGAUCAUACGGUAGCGCUGAUCGAGGAAACGCGAGAAUUUGAGGGGCAACUUUUCCUUAAGCGAAUUCAACUUCCGUUCCCUGUUCAGCCAGAUAUGCCGAAGAGAAAUUAUCGUUGGUGGGAUAUUCGUCCAGGAGUAUGGAUUGAUGUAUUUUGUCGUCCAAUGUUUGUUUUCGAAUGCGCCAAUGAGGAAACAAAGGCUUUCAUUCGGCAACAGUUUGGUGAAACUGAUUUCGCCAAUUAUAGCAGUCAGAUAUUGGAAGAUGGUCCACCUGCAACCAAUUAUUUCAAUUCUCCAUCAGUCCUUACAUUUCGUUGUCAUAUGGUGGAUGCUCCUUCUGUACUCUACGGCCUUCACUUUUUGCUCUUCUAUGAUGUUAAUAGAAGAAUUGUCAAUAUAGUAGAAGAAGGAAAGAAAAGUUGGAUGCAAGGGCGAGUCUUCUUAAAAGAUGUUGAUGCUUCCACGUUCAGCGAAAAUCAGUUUGCUCCAGGCAGAAUCCUUCAGUUCUUCAAAUGGCGCUUCAACUUGGUUCAAGCCGAUCAGGAAACUGACAAAUAUCUCAAAUGGAAAUCGACUCCUCACAACAAAUAA
Molecule: messenger RNA, 1380 nt
Organism: Caenorhabditis bovis
Lineage: Eukaryota; Metazoa; Nematoda; Chromadorea; Rhabditida; Rhabditidae
Source: the annotation of a GenBank genome assembly